Messenger RNA from Glossina fuscipes, 734 nucleotides. RefSeq names its product rutC family protein UK114 (gene UK114). Bases 171 to 587 code for a protein of 138 amino acids. NCBI's taxonomy places the organism in Eukaryota, Metazoa, Arthropoda, Insecta, Diptera, Glossinidae. The record is from RefSeq and is a predicted model, not a curated record. Gene Ontology annotation, cellular component: cytosol. Gene Ontology annotation, molecular function: deaminase activity. The transcript is spliced from 3 exons.
CGAACUUAAGCAGAAACUUGCCUCUGAGUUAAACUCAACACCACACAGUUAGCUGGCAGCAAUUGACAAGUGCAGAGCUUUAACGCGUGUAUCUACGUAAUAGCGAAAUACAAACGAAAGCAAAUAAUCGCGAAACGAAUAAGUAAACGGUGGAGACCUACAGCAAUAUAAUGGCAACUUUGAUCAGAAAAUUGAUUAGCACUGGCAAUGCAGCCAGAGUAAUAGCGCCAUACAAUCAAGCUGUAGUAGCCGAUCGUACAGUAUACGUUUCUGGUUGCUUGGGUAUGGAUAAGACAACCAUGCAAUUGGUGCCUGGUGGUGCUGCCGCUCAAACUGAAAUGGCCUUGAAAAAUCUAGAAGCAAUUCUCAUAGCUGCCGGCUCAGGCAUUGACAAGGUAGUGAAAAAUAGUGUCUUCCUUAAGGAUCUCAAUGACUUUGGCGAAGUUAAUGAGGCUUACAAAAAAGUGUUCUGUAAAGAUUUCCCGGCUCGCAGUUGUUUCCAAGUAGCUAAGUUGCCUAUGGAUGCUUUGGUCGAAAUUGAAUGCAUUGCCUUAACUGGUGACGUGAAAACGAUUAAUGCCCAAUGACUAGAUGAGGAAAAUAAUGAAAAUUAUUUCAAUGACUUAAUAUCAAAAUUAUAAUCUAAUAAAAUAUUUUAUAAAUAAAUAAAUUCAUUUAAAAUGUUUUGGAGAUCAAAGAUCAAAAUGCUCAAAAUUAAACCUUUCGUGUGGAUU